CUAAUAAUCAAGCGCGUCCUCAGAGCGCUGUACACUUUCAAGGGAGGACAUGCGGCGAUAGCAAUGAGGAGCUGUACAUAGGAUAUCUACAGAACCACUCGGCUGAGUCCUCUAUGAUUCAGCCACAGUUGAUUAUAUCAUAUUACCACCCAGUUCAAGCAGUAAAUCAUGGCAGACGCCAAGCCGCCCUCUGACAGGCCUCAGAGGAAGAUGUCUACUACAGGGGACAGUUUAUACAAGGUGCUGGGACUGGAGAAAGGGGCCACAGCAGAGGAUAUUAAAAGAGCCUACAGAAAACUGGCUCUGAAAUACCAUCCAGACAAGAAUCCAGACAACCCUGAAGCUGCCGAAAAGUUCAAAGAAAUCAACAAUGCCAACUCAAUCCUCACUGAUGAGACCAAGCGCAAGAUCUACGAUGAGUAUGGUUCAAUGGGGCUCUACGUGUCCGAGCAGUUCGGAGAAGAGAGUGUCAAAUACUACUUCCUCAUGUCAAAGUGGUGGUUCAAGGCUAUGGUCAUGUGCUGUGCCGUUUCCUCCUGUUGCUGCUGCUGUUGCUGCUGCUGUUUCUGCUGUGGAAAGUGCAAACCACCAGAGGAGGAUGAGAACUACCAGUAUGUGGACCCAGAAGACCUGGAGGCCCAGAUCAAAGCAGAGCAGGAUGGAGGAGGUGAAACAAUAAUUAUUGUCCAGCCUGUACCUAGUCCUGGUCUAGAAAUCUGCAGUGAAACUAUACCGGAUUCAAAAUGACUUUGGGGCGGUGAUUGGGAAGAGCUGCAUCAGGGAAGGGAGACUCAAAUGUCCCUAUUUUGAUCCAGCCCAGUUCCACCGUCAACACCUCAGAGUCCAUGCAUUUCGCAGCCAGCCAGUCCACGUACAACACCCAGAAAUGAGCCACCUGCCCGGUCCUGGUCCCGGUCAUUACAGAGGGGGUCCUGCUGAUGGACUCUAAGUGCCCCUGAUGUAGUGUGCUGACCGCAGGGCAUCUCGGCACCAGGACUAAACUGUGCCACUGCGCCAUACCCUGACUCUGACCCACUGGAAACGAGUGGCAUUUUGCCAAAAGACAAGGAAGCCUCUGCCAAUCUCACUUCAUCCGUGUCUCCAUUGGUGUGUAUGUCUGUCUGUUUGUAUACAUCUACGCAUUCGUUUCAAAAUAAUAUAGCUACGAGACUGGUGCUGUUGGUGGGCAGUGCUCCAGGUGGGAAGUGGGUCUUACAUUUGGGGUGUUUCUUUUUGGUUCUGGCUAUUUAUUUAAUUUUUAAACUUUUUUUUUUUUAUGUGUACGAAGCAUGGACGUGAGUGGAAUGAUCAUGUGAGUGCAUGCAAAGCAAUAACAGCAUGCCACUAAUAUACAGCAUAGGAACAUGUGCUAAAACCCCUCCCACUUAUCUUCAUCCAAAUAUGGAGCCGCCACAUGGCACUUUUAGUUUGCUUC
This is a messenger RNA of Labeo rohita (rohu), 1435 nucleotides long. It is a transcript of the gene dnajc5ga, whose product is annotated as DnaJ (Hsp40) homolog, subfamily C, member 5 gamma a. Bases 169 to 747 code for a protein of 192 amino acids. The record is from RefSeq and is a predicted model, not a curated record. Lineage: Eukaryota; Metazoa; Chordata; Actinopteri; Cypriniformes; Cyprinidae. The transcript is spliced from 7 exons.